Bombus terrestris (buff-tailed bumblebee) is the source of this 4983-nucleotide messenger RNA. It is a transcript of the gene ed, whose product is annotated as hemicentin-2. Gene Ontology annotation, biological process: cell-cell adhesion. Gene Ontology annotation, molecular function: cell adhesion molecule binding. The coding region runs from base 954 to 4667 and encodes 1237 amino acids. The record is from RefSeq and is a predicted model, not a curated record. The transcript is spliced from 7 exons. NCBI's taxonomy places the organism in Eukaryota, Metazoa, Arthropoda, Insecta, Hymenoptera, Apidae. Gene Ontology annotation, cellular component: cell-cell junction.
UCCUCGCGCGACCCUCGUCGAGUGUGUUUGCGUGAAUGUUAGUUGGUGUUGGAAUUUUUUAACGCUCCUACGGAUACGUUACCCUUAUAGUGUUCUUACUGAAAACGGACUGGUACGAUAUCCGAGGACAGAACAGUGUUUUUAUUCGCAUGUUGCAAGUCUUACAUUCGUUUCGCCCUACACUUUCUCCAUCUUGACACAUUUUUCGAUUUAUUUUCGUCCCGUUGCCCUCGCUUCCUCGCUCGUCCCUUGCUAUUUUUGCAUCGACUGACCGUCUCGCGAAAACGACAGGGGAAAGUAAAGUUUCACGAACAGAAGGACAAAGCACGUAGGUGGCGAUCGAGUAUCGCAGGUUGGAGCGGUUGAACGAAGAUCCGCGUACCGAAGGUGGUACGCGAGAACGCGUAUAAUACCUGCGAGUCUCACCAGCGGAACAAAGGAGUGCCUUAGGCCGGACGGUUGCAACGUGGCGUUUUGAAAUCGCGCGCAAACCUUCCUUUUUUGUCUGUCCCGCGGACGGACGGAUGCUCGCGAUGGAAAUCACCGUGCGAGCCUCGUCGUUCUCGGCGAACCUGCUGCAACGAACGUGCCGCUGUUGAGAAAUCGCCUCGAGUGAGAAACCAUCGAGCACCCAAGCGUCGGGCAUCCGAAACGAUGGGAGGAUACUUUUUUGAGCCAGUGGAUCGUGAAACAAUUCGCGUGGGUCUACCAUCCAGGUAGUCGUGAUUCGUUCGAAAACGUCGAUCGCAUACGAAUUCGGGAAGAAUCGCGACCGAUGAAGCUUGUUGUUGUCUCCGUUUUACCGAUUUCGACGAAGGGAGAGAGAUACAGUGCGAAGAGAAGGUGCGAGAGUGAAACAACGAGUGAUAGAAUAGAACGAAUAUCGAGUUAUGCGUGCAGUGGUUUGUUUGGUGGUUUGACGAGCGUGAUCGAGAAGAUCGAUACGAUCAUCGAUGCCGCGUGCUGGCAAAACUCGUGCACCGCCGUCGUUUCUCGGUGAAAGUCGUUGCAACGCGGAACUCUGUCCUCCAGUGCGAAUGGAGCCGCGCAAUUUGCGUCUCUCGUUGUUCCGUUCCGCUCGAACCGUUUGUGGAAUUCGUUUUGCCGAUAGAAUGGAUAGGAUUCGACUGCCGAGCACCAUGGCAAUUAUUGUCGUUACCUUGCUGCUCCUGCAUCCCGCAGCGGCACAGGGUCGCGUCGAGGAAACGCAGAUGGACACGCACGAGGGGUCCACCGUACAGCUGCAGUGUCGCUUCUCCCCGCCGAGGGAAAACGUAACUUGUUUCUGGUUGACGCACACCAAUGACAAUCACGAUAACGCAGCGAUAGACAAUCUCGCGUUAUCGCCUCAGUACAAGGUGUUCAUGAAUCUGGAGGAAGGUCGAUACGAUCUUCAGAUACGAAACGUAUCGUACGAAAGGGACAACGGCAAGUACGAGUGCCGUGUGAAGGCGAGCGGCACCGGGCACGACCUGCACCGCAAGUUCAUCACUCUGACUGUACUUAGAGCGCCUGGGCCACCGACGAUCUCGCCGACCUCGGCGUCCGCCACCGAGGGCCAAAAGCUCGAGUUGCAGUGCAACACGAACGGCGGCAGCCCCGAGCCGGAAGUCAGAUGGUACCGCGGCAACGAGACCGCCGUUCUUCACUCCGGCAGAACGUUGUCGGUCGAGCCGAAAAAAGAGGACGACAGAGCGACUUUUCGUUGCGUGAUCAGGAACCGGGCUAUGCGCGACGGUGAAACGUUGAAUGCCACGGUAACCCUCGAUGUCAACUACUUUCCGCGGGUUACCGUGGGUCCGGAAAAUCCUCUGAAAGUCGAGGUAAAUGGAACCGCAAACCUCGAGUGUCGUGUCGACUCGAAACCGACCGUUGGUAUGGUACGAUGGUGGCGGGACGGAAGUUUCGUGGCCACCAGCUUUCAGCACACCAUACGAAGAGUCACCGUCCAAGAUGCCGGCAAAUACACCUGCCAGGCGGACAACGGACUUGGAAAGAGGGGCGAGAGUUCCCUCUUGUUGGACGUUCUUUAUCCACCGACCGUCUCGAUAGAGGGCGAUCCUCUGAGGAUCGCCGAGGUCGAGGACACGGUGACCGUGCACUGUAACGUGACUGCAAAUCCUCCGCCGACGGUGAUCGAGUGGUUGCGUGACAGCCGACCGGAUUUUCGACAACUCGGCUCGAUUCUUCGGCUGAGCCGCGUCACGGCCGAUCACGCCGGAAAUUAUACUUGUCGGGCGGUGAACACGAUCUAUCCUUCUGGCGGCGAGAGGCGAAACUAUUCGGCCACCGCUCGGUUAACCGUCCGAGUCAGGCACAAACCGGGUCCAGCCAGGGUCACUCCGGACUCUCCGGUUGCCGUCGAGGGGUCCAGAGUUAUUCUCACUUGUAUGGCCAGUCCAGCUGGCUAUCCAGAACCCAGGUACAAAUGGUGGAAGGAGGGUGAGUCUGGAACGAUAUCGAUGCCCUCGGAGAACACCGGCCCGAGAUACGAGAUCGACUCGGUUCACUUGGGCAGCGAGGGGACGUACAAGUGCCAUGCCACCAACGAGAUCGGCAACGGAGAGGCCGCGUCCGUUAACCUGACCGUACACCAACCGCCCAAGAUACUGACCAAGUUGCAACCACACGUUACCAGGAAGGUCGGCGAAUCAUCGUUUCAAGUGUCCUGCGUGGCGCAGGGCAAACCCCGGCCAAGUGUUCGAUGGUUGAAGGACGAUCAAGAGCUCACCGCGGAUGAGAGGCUCUACAAGGUGACUACAACAGCCUCGGAGGGUCACGGGAACGUGAUCACCGUGAAUUCAACGCUGAGCUUCCUGGGCCAUGCCCGACCGCAAACGGACGAGAUCGUGGCCAGCGAUCGGGGCAAAUACACCUGCGUGUUCGUGAACGAGGUCAAGAAGGUCGAGUCGACGAUGAUGUUGAAGGUGGAACAUGAGCCUAUCGCUUUGCAUCAACACGGCAAAGUCGCGUAUAAUUUGAGGGAGACGGCCGAGGUGGCGUGCAAAGUCCAAGCUUGGCCGAAACCCGAGUUCCAAUGGAGUUUUGGCACCAACGCGGCCAGCUUGCAAGGGUCAUCGAGCGACGGUCAUUACGAGAUUUCCACGAGCAGCGACAACUACGACGUGUACACAUCCGUGCUGAGGAUAACCAACAUCCGAGAGUUGGAUUACGGAGAUUACAGUUGCAGAGCGGCAAACGCUCAAGGUAGCAUCACUUCGACCAUUCGACUGCAACCGAAAGGCGCACCGGAGAGACCCAUCAACAUCACGGCGAUGGACGUCGGCCCUACUCACGUAGCUUUGCUCUGGGAGCUCGGUUUCGACGGCGGAUUGCCCAUCACUAAAUACUUCGUCUCUUACAGAAGAGUACCCGGUGGUGACGAAAUCGUAGCGCCGGAUUGCGCCGUUCCUAGACCACCGGCUGGUCAGUGGCUCGAACUGGACUGUCGUCGAUCUAAUCCGUGUAAUGUGACCAGCCUAGAGCAACAUCAGACGUACACGUUCAAGGUUAAAGUGUACAACACGAAGAACCACUCGGACUAUUCCGACGAGGUAACAGCAACGACCGCGGUUGCCAAAAUUCCGUCGCCGUUGAGAGUUAGCUACGAUCCAGAGAGCGGGAUGCUAGCCAUCAGUGUCGGCGCCACUUGCCUAUCGCUGGUGUCGUCGAUUGAGAAGUUCGAUGGGCCGUCUUCCUCCACGGAUGAGUCGCAGUGGAGGAUUCUCGACGAGUGGCCUCUCGAGGUACUCGGAAGCGCUCCUACUCAAAGGGAGGGUGUCCUGGACGACCUAGAAUCUCUCGAUACCGAACCAAGACUCAGAGUUAGACUGUGUCUGAAGGCGGAUCGGCAAAAAUGUGGCGAAUACGCGGAGGCUGAAAUUGGUCCUUCGUAUAUCGCACAAGCCGGGGCUCUUGCAACACCGACGUUGAUCGCCCUUGUAGUCAGCGGUGCCGUGUUUUUGUUGUUCGCCGCGCUGUUAUUGCUCUUUUGUCGGUGUCGACGAAAACACGUCACCAAGGCGAAAGACUACGAAAUGGACUCGAACGCGGUUCGGCCGAGCCUCGUCGCCGGAAACGGACAGCAGAGCCAGGCGCCGCCGCCCUACUACGCGGAGAACAAAGCCCUCGAACACAGUUUGGAUCACGCGCUAGCCAUGGAGGACUCCAAGACCCCGGCGUACUCGCAACCUGGUUACGGUUACCAUCAACCGAACCACAACAUCAAUGGCGUCAACAUGGGCUACAUGGACAACAGCUACUCGAACUCGAAUAACGGGGGCUCGGUGAACUCGCAAGACUCCAUCUGGCAGAUGAAGUCGGCGGCGGCGAACGGCGUUGGCCAGCCGUACGACCUGGCGGGCUACGCAACCACCGAGUCGGAUUACCCGACCCAUCCUCAUUACCUCCCACAGAGGGAGGAUUACCGGGAGAGCCAUAAUCUAAGUCGACAGCAGUUUUGCUCGGAACCAUUCGCCACCGUCGUAAAGUCUCAAAAACACGUCGAUUCACCGUACGACGUGUCCGGUCUACCUUAUCAGGAGAACUACGACGAGGACGCGAAGCCACCUCAGCAGGUCAGCCUAUCGUACGACGAGAGUCUCGAGUCGGGCUACUCGACCCCGAACAGCCGAGGACGCCGGAUUAUUCGUGAGAUAAUCGUUUGAGAUCUGCCUACCGGCUCACGAGCCGGAAGCACCCGCACCACAUGGCUAUAGCAGGAGGCCACUCCCACCGGAGCCACGUAUCACCCGGUGGACCAUACGCGCGAUCCUCUCCGCCAUAGGAUGGAGAUAGUGAUCGAGAACCCCGUGGAAUCGCCACCACCACCACCACCGCCGCCUCCUCCGCCGCCCCCGUUACAGCCGCUGACGAUGUCUUCGUGGAACGCCAUCGUCACCGCUCCAUCGACCACUACUUUUUCGUCGUCGAACGUCGUGGCGUGCACCUCGAUGCCAGCUGCUACGACCGUGAUGACGAUAA